Molecule: messenger RNA, 1050 nt
Organism: Aspergillus versicolor CBS 583.65
Lineage: Eukaryota; Fungi; Ascomycota; Eurotiomycetes; Eurotiales; Aspergillaceae
Product: gamma-glutamylcyclotransferase family protein
Exons: 2
Coding region: 279-866 (195 amino acids)
Source: RefSeq, a predicted model, not a curated record
GCGAAGGAAUCGGCUUUGGGCAAUUACAGCCUCUUCUAGUGGUUAUUCUUUAGAUUAUUUGACUAUUUCGGCAAAGCACAUCUUACAUGUCAUUUAUCUUGUUCAUGGCGCAAACCCACUAACAAAGAAUAGUCUGUAUAGAAUCUCCGCUCUCCACCUUGAGCUAACCCCGCGCUACAUCUGCCAAUUCCCCCAGGUCACUCUCCUCCUACCUGGAUUGCGCCUCAACAUUUCUUUUACAGAAACUCAUUCAAAUUUGCAUAGGAGGGACAGCCAGCAUGGGCGACCACGUUCUCUUCUUCUAUGGUACCUUAAUGGCCCCCCAAAUAUUACACCGCGUAAUCCACGGGUCGCCGACACCCCAACAAUGGCAGAAAGACCUCGUCCAGUUUCGCCCCGCAAUCUUACACGACUACCGCAGACACCGUGUACGGCACGCUGACUACCCGGGGAUAAUACAAGCUUCGUCUCUUGAGCCAAACCCCUCGACGACAGAGGACAAGGAAUCGAGGCCCCCCGGCGCAAACGUCCUGGGUACGGUAGUCUCGGGCCUGACGGACGGAGACUUGCACAGGCUUGAUAUCUACGAGGGGCCCGAAUAUUCGCGGGAGCAGGUAUCCGUGCGAAUACUACGGGAGGCAUUGUCCGAGGACGAUCAGGAUGGGGGUGAGGAUGCGGAUAGGCAUUUGAAGGAUGUGUUGGAGGCUGCGGGGGCGGAGUUUGCGGAUGAAGGGGAGGAGGUUGAGGCCGAGACAUACGUGUGGAUAUCUGGGAGAGAGAUGUUGGAGGAUGCGGAGUGGGAUUUUGAGGCUUUCAAGAGGGAUAAGAUGGCGUGGUGGGUUGCGGCGGAUGAGAGUGAGUGGUAAUGUGAUAUACAUAUAUACGUAGGUAGACUUGUUGAUGUACUGCCAGUAUGUACAUUCAAUGUGUUGGUUUAUAUAGGCCCAUGCCAGAUUAAGGUAGAGAUAGCCCAUGGUAUUGUUUUGAAUUCGUGCACGAAGGAUAAAAUGUGCAAUUGUAGCGGGUAUUUAGUAUGCAAUAAUAAAUGUG